Eutrema salsugineum is the source of this 522-nucleotide messenger RNA. RefSeq lists its product as uncharacterized. The transcript has 2 exons. Lineage: Eukaryota; Viridiplantae; Streptophyta; Magnoliopsida; Brassicales; Brassicaceae. The record is from RefSeq and is a predicted model, not a curated record. The coding region runs from base 1 to 522 and encodes 173 amino acids. Gene Ontology annotation, molecular function: zinc ion binding.
AUGGAUGGUGACAUUCCAGAAGAAGUUGACAAGUUAAUGAACCUGCAGCUUGAAAAAUCUGCUGCACUAUCGGUUCAAGGCAUUUCUUUGUGGGAGGUUGAAGUCAGUUCUGAGUUCAUAGGUGUACGGCGGCAUGUUGAUCUCCUAAACAAAACAUGCUCAUGUCUAGAGUUUCAGACAUUGAAAUACCCUUGCCGACAUGCAAUGGCCGCGGCUAGGCUUCGUCAAGUGGAGUACAGCAGUUUGGUUGAUCCAAUUCUUAAGAAAUCAAUUUGGAGUGCAACAGUUAGUGGCAAAAUCCUACCAGUGCCCGACCCUGACAACAUUCGUAUCCCAGCUGAGGUGCGUGACCUGAAUAUUAUGCCACCUAAGUCAAAACGUCAAUCAGGAAAGCCUACGACGAAGAGAAAACUUUCAGCAGGAGAGUAUCCUCAGGUUGCGAAAAAAAAGAAGCCAAACAAAUGCUCGAGAUGUGGAAAUCCCGGCCAUAACCGGGCAAAAUACAAGGAACCAUUGGGUUGA